Endocarpon pusillum Z07020 is the source of this 843-nucleotide messenger RNA. RefSeq lists its product as uncharacterized. Lineage: Eukaryota; Fungi; Ascomycota; Eurotiomycetes; Verrucariales; Verrucariaceae. The record is from RefSeq and is a predicted model, not a curated record. Gene Ontology annotation, molecular function: protein binding. The coding region runs from base 1 to 843 and encodes 280 amino acids. The transcript has a single exon.
AUGUCGGCUUGUAGUACGGAAUCAUCACCGGAGGCGCAGGACUCGGAGCGCAAUACAGCUCCGGCCACCAGAGAUUCCCCUCAUGCUUCACACGAAGGCAGUGAUACUACGUCGCGUCAGAAGUCAUUGACCGGGGACGCUGAGGCCCAUUCAGAACCGCCACUGCCGGCUGAAGAACCACCCCCUCUACCGCAAGAGGUGCCACCUGCACAGCUCCAAGAUGAUGGCUGGGAUCCAGUCUGGGACGAUGCGGCCCAGACCUUCUACUUCUAUAACCGCUUCACCAAGAUCUCUCAAUGGGAGAAUCCUCGUCUGCCUGCGGUCGCUGAACCCGCGCCUCCCGGCGUAGGCAACUACGAUAGAAUAGCACUCCCUCCCGCAACCAUUGCCACCGAUUCCCCUCCCCCAACAACCUCAAAACCAGCCGCUGGAGGCUACGAUCCCGCCAUCCAUGGCGAUUACGACCCAACCGCCGACUACGCCCAACCCCGGCCCGAACCCGCCGACCCCAACUCCAACCACAUCCACACCGCUGACCUCGCACCCCCCGGCACAACCGCCCUUAACCCCUCAGACCCCUACGCUGCAACCGGCACCUUUAACCGUUUUACCGGGAAAUGGCAGUCCGCUACCCUUCAACCGGAAAACUUCAACGAUGACAACAAAUCCAAGAGGCAGAUGAACGCGUACUUUGAUGUCGAUGCCGCGGCGAACAGUCAUGACGGGAAGAGUCUGAAGGCAGAGCGGAGUGGUAAGAAGUUGACCAAGAAGGAGUUGAAGGCUUUCAAGGAUAAGAGAAGAGAGAAAAAGGAGGAGAGGAGGAGAGCUUGGUUGAGGGAUUAG